AUGCAACCAAAAUUGCAACACUAUUUAAAAGGGGAGAUGAGCACAGUGCCGCUGAGUAUUGGUAAACAACCCAAUAAGACUCGGGGAACAGUUUAUGAACAGGUCAUGGGCGACCUUAUAAAUCAUGAAGUUCUUGCGGAUAACUUGGUUUUUCCAAUUCAAAGAAAGGUUGCGAACACUUCCAUUGUAGAUCAAAUACUCCAUAAAAUUUGA
Messenger RNA from Dovyalis caffra, 213 nucleotides. The record is from the annotation of a GenBank genome assembly. NCBI's taxonomy places the organism in Eukaryota, Viridiplantae, Streptophyta, Magnoliopsida, Malpighiales, Salicaceae.